CCCUGCGGAAUGCCGGCAAAUCUUCGACCCGCGACAAAUGGCAGUACCCUCGAGGACUGGAAGGUGUUCGAAGUGUUGUGCGGCCCGGAAAACGGCUUCAAAACCCGCCCGGGUACGUCGAUGUCGCCAGCUCAUAAGCCCACGUUUCCAUCUUACCAGUUGGAUACAUCCUGUGGCACUGCGGGAAUAUCAGUAACCGAGCAUCAUCAUGGGCUGGACAUAACUACCACCUUGCGUAGUGAACUGGCUGCUUUAUCCUACAAGAAGGAAAGGUUAACUGGAGAGGUGACUAUUCAAAUUAUAGUGGUAGUAUUCUAUAUAGAAUAUAUAUUUUUCCGACAGCUUGCGGAAACACGAACGGCUUUGUGCAGCAAGGAUGCGGACAUCGAGAACCUACGUUCACAGGCAGCCAGGCAAACGGCACUCAUCGGAUCGCUCCAGAGCCGACUCCAAAAUGCGGAGAGUCGUGAGCAGGCGGUGCAGGCCAGGUGCGAUUCCACCAUCCAAACAGUACAGCGGGAGAAGCGCAGCUCCGACGAAAGAAAUAAGGAGCUCAUCUGCAAGAUCCAGCAUCUGGAGUCGCAUGUGGCCACCGAAGAGUCCCACAAGGAGCAGGCUCAGGCCCAAUUACACGACCUUCUGCGGCGCCUGAGCAUCAGCCUGGGAUUGGGGGGAGAUGUGUGCGAGGGCGGCCCAAAGAAUGUCCAUGCCACGCCAGAGUGCAUAGUAUCGCGGGCCGAGGAGGUGAUGGUGGAGCUGCAGCGGGCCAAGGCCAAGGUAAGCUCCACAUGCGACACCCUCAGCUCCUGCGAGAAUGAGCUGCUCAACCUCAAGUCCUUGGCCAACAUCGAGAAGCAGCGUCUGACAGCCCAGUUAGAUGGGGCUGGAAACCAUAAUCACGAGCUCGAAGGACGAUGUCGGCAGUACGAACGGGACCUCCAGAUCCAGAGGGAUCGUCUCACGGAGUCCGAGAUCAACGGGGAGAAGCUCAAGGAGGAGUUACGGGGCUUCGAGUCACGCUGCCAUAGACUCCAGAAUAACCUGGACAGGAUCCAGGGCGAUCGGCUGCAGUUCUUGAGGGGACUAAGCAACCUGCUCAACGUUCCCGAGCCCUGUGAGACCCUCAUAAAAGAGAAACUUAGGGAAACUCUAGGAGAGAAUCAGGCUAUGCAAGCGCAAAUGCAUUCCCUCCGGGAUCAGCUGUCUUCGGAGCACGAGAAGCUUAAGGAGACUCAACAGGCGACCGAGUGUCGCCUCCGCUCCGGCGAGGCACAAAAAUGUGAGCUCUCGGAGCGACUGGAGAAGUGCCAUGCAGAGAUUCACACGCUGCGAAAGGAUCACAUGGGCCUUUCGGAGUUCCUACAACGCCUGGCCACAGCCAUGAACUGGAGUGAGUGCUCCGCCCCGCCUGCUUUGGGCGCGGACACCAAUCUGAUGGCCGAGAGUCUGCUGGAGCGGGCCGAGCGAUUGACGGCCCACUGCGAGCACGAGGUGGCUCACCACCACCACCAUCACCACUCACCGGAAAAGGGCGGUUGCUGUGACCACGCACACCAUGGACAGGGGAAGUUGCGUCGAGAGAGGUCGUGCCACGACAUUCCUCUUAAGGAGAGCAGCAGUGUGUACAAUCUUCAGCGCAGGGUGCGGGUUCUCAGGGAGCAGGUACAGCGACGUGACCUCCAUCUAGAGCUGCUGCGCCGAAAGUUGGCCAUCAUCGAGGACGGUGCCCGUGGAAAGUGCAUGCUACAGGGCGAGCGGGAUGAUGCGGUGUGCCGCGCCAAGAAGGCUGCCAAGCAGGUGGACAAGCUAAGCGCCCAACUAGCGGAUGCCCGAUCCCAAAUCGCCGAGGUGAAGGCCCAGCUUGCCGAGGCCGUGGAGUACAAGAUCACCUCGCUAGAGAGGGCACGCAAGAUCGACGAGCUGACCACCCAAAUGUGUGACUUGGAGGACGAGAAGACCCGGCUACUGUCCCAGCUUAAUGCAAUGAAGGAGCGCUUGAAGUCCUCCUGUGAGUCCAACCAGAACCGCAGGUGCCGCGAUGAAGCGUUGAUUAAUUCCAUGCGCGACGAUGUAAACCGCCUGAGCUCGCAGCUCUCGGAUGCCAACCAGCGCCUGUCCCACCUGCAGUCCUUCCGCACCUCUGUGGCAAGGACUCUGCACCUGAGAGAUCUUCCAGAAACCGAUCUGCUACACCGCCUCCAGGCCCUGUGCUCAGCCCAUCAGGAGUUCACGCUUUUGUCGAAACGUUAUGAGGCCGCCUCGCCCGUCGGGGAUCAUCCGUGCCCCAGGUACGACGACCCCAUACCCCCCACCGCCCACUGCCGACCUCCUAGAGAGCUCAGUCCGCCGUCCUUCCUCCACAAGACCCCCACUCACCAUCCGUCAGAGCACCAUCAUGGAUCGAACAGCCACAUCCACAAUCACAGUGGUCACGGGCAUGGUCACGGACAUAGACAUGACUCCAUAUCAGGUUCCCAUGCCAGACGGCAGCGCAGCAAGAGCAGGGACAAGCGGCUCCACGACGAGUGCUUCGACUCGGAUGUGCAUCGUCUGCACCACGGCUGCAAAGAGGAGCUACUGGCCACCGGAUCAGAGGACGACUUCGACUUCAAGAGCAAGUACUGUUGAGAGGACAUAGGAAACCAAACCCAUUCGCAAUGCAUUUAUAUUUUUUCUGAAUAAACUGCUAAUCAAAAUU
Messenger RNA from Drosophila bipectinata, 2698 nucleotides. The record is from RefSeq and is a predicted model, not a curated record. Lineage: Eukaryota; Metazoa; Arthropoda; Insecta; Diptera; Drosophilidae.